Messenger RNA from Mangifera indica (mango), 4519 nucleotides. RefSeq names its product protein timeless homolog. Gene Ontology annotation, cellular component: replication fork protection complex. The transcript is spliced from 22 exons. Bases 163 to 4053 code for a protein of 1296 amino acids. Gene Ontology annotation, molecular function: DNA binding. Lineage: Eukaryota; Viridiplantae; Streptophyta; Magnoliopsida; Sapindales; Anacardiaceae. Gene Ontology annotation, biological process: replication fork arrest; DNA replication checkpoint signaling; DNA repair. The record is from RefSeq and is a predicted model, not a curated record.
CGGGAAAAUUCGCAUCGUCAUUACAUUGGCGCCACAAAAGACCUACCUCUAUUUUCGUUACGGUCUCACCUCAGAUCAGAUCUGUUCUCUCCACCUCUCCAAGUAUCUAAGCCAGUCGGUUCUCACUUCUUCCAGAACCUUCACGGUUGUUCAAAAAUAAAGAUGGACAUGGAAGGCUUAUCUGCGAUCUGCGCCGGUCUCGGUAUGGUGGAAGAGGACGAAAAAGGCAAUCGGAUUAGCUACUAUAAGGGCGAGUACUGUUUAGAUAAUUUAAAGGAUUUGCUGAGAUUCUUGCGGCGUGACGAUCCACAAACGCGAGAAGUGUUUAAACAAGUAUGUAAAUGGAACAUUGCGACUAAAGAUUUGAUACCAAUUAUUGAACACUGCCAAGACGAUCGGGGCUUGGUCUUAAAUGCAGUGAAGGUUUUGGUGUUUUUAACAAUGCCCGUUGAGCCUUCAUCCAAUGAUAUUCCUCAACAGAUAGAGUAUCUAUGGGGUUUGAAGUCUGCAAUUACAUGCAGUGACACAGUUCCGGUGAUUGUGUCACUUCUCGAGGGUCCACUAGAAAAUUUGGAACGUGAAGCAUUCACUGAGGAUGACUGGAAAUUGGUACAAUUAGUUUUGACUUUGUUCCGCAAUGUUCUUGCUGUCCAAGAUAUUCCCUUGCAGCAGAAGGCUGGGAGUUCUACUAGUCGAUUCAUAUCAUUGAGAGAUGGAUUUCUGGAACUUUUGUUCAAUGGGAAUGUGAUGGACAUAAUUCUCAUGAUAACUCCACACGUUGGUGGUUCUAAUGGCUAUCUUCAACAGGAUAACUUGCUUUUAGUGGAGAUUUUUUAUUACAUAUUUAUGGGUCAAGAUCCUGAAUCAGUCGCCUGUGCUCAUCAGAAGAUGGGUGGAGUCACAAAGGAUCCUCUUGAAAGUCUCAAAUCACUAAUAGCAGAGGAAGAAGAGAAAAGAAGACUUUCAAGACUACACCAGAAAAUGGUUCGCCAUUCACAAUUUAGUGGAAUGUUUACAAGGCUUACCAUGGAUGGUUCUAAAUCUGUGAUCAAAGGGAACCCCACUUCUGCUUCUCAGAACCCUGUGUUUAAACCUCAUAAAGGUUGUAAGGGUGCAAGUAAUAAGACUGUGUGGGACCAUGGAACCUUACCUUCAACGAAGGAUAAUAUUUUAAGGUUGCUCCAUGAUCUUGUGGACCAGUUUCUAUUGGGGAGUUACAAUGUUUUAAUGCAGUCAAUCUGUGAGGACAUUGAAAAGGAGCAUCAAUCAAUACAGAACAGUGACAUCAUUAUUUUCUUCCAAGUUGCUCAGUUUGUAACUUCAUUUCAAUAUCACAGGAUUGAGUUUUCUAAGCUCAAUGUAGGAAGAGACACAUUUGAAGCUUCUGCUACAGAAUGUUCCAAGAGCACUAUGUUCAGAGACAACAUCUGUGGACCUAUUGCAUCUUCAAUGGACGAAUCUAUGUUUCAGUUGGUCAUUUCAAGAUGGCGUAAUGCAUUUGAUGCCUUGAAAGAGACAAAAAACUAUAAGUUUCUAUCUGCUGCGGGUUCUCUUAUGAAAAGCAUGAUUAACAUGUUAGAUUUGGUGCUUAAGGCAUUGCCAAAAGAUUCUAAGGAGGCACAAACAGCCCGCAUCCUUCUUUACAAGUUAUUUUAUGAUCAGACUGACCAAGGGAUGACUCAUUUUCUCUUGAACCUAAUCAGGGUGUUUGACAUUCACAAACAACCCAAAAGUGAUCUUGCAGAUUUAGUAGAAAUGAUAUAUGUACUUGUACGGCUCAUGGAGAAUCUUCAAUCACGUGGUGUGUUAAGGGUCUCUAGAAAAUCAAGGAAAGGGAGAAAAAAGGAGAUUGCCAAGGGCAAUAAGGAAUCUGGAAAUAAAUCAACUGAAGAUCAUGGUACCAUUCAGAAUGAGGACUGCAUCUCAAAUGGUGAAACUCUGGCAGAUUGUUGCAUGUCAGAGAAGGAAAACUCAACAAAUGCAACUUCUGCUGCAAAAGAAGACAUGCGCUUCCCUGCUAAGAUUGAUCGGCCUGAAAUGUUGAUGUCAGACAUUCAGAAUCCUGAAGUUGGUCUGUUGCAGAAAAAUAACAGAGGGUCUGAUCACACUGAUGAUUACCUUUGUUGCAGCACUGGUGAUUCUUCUGAUGGUGAGCAGCCAGUAGAAACUAAUGAAGUUGAUUUUAAGAUUUCUACUUUCCUUUCAGCAUUUGUAAAUUGCAACAUCAUUCAAAAACUUUGCUGGCUGCUAAAGUUUUAUAAGAGCAAUUCCAACCGUACAAACCAUUACAUAAUCUGCAUGAUGCGGCGCAUCACCGAUGAUUUGGCACUCUCUCCAAUGCUUUAUCAGUUAUCAUUCCUCACUAUAUUCUAUGACAUCUUGGCUGAGCAGAGGGCAUCCCCAGACAAAGAUCAUGCAAAUAUUGUUGAUUUUUUGACCAGAUUGAUCCGAAAAAUGCUUAAACGAAUGAAAAAGCAGCCCCUUUUGUUUGUGGAAAUUCUUUUCUGGAAGACUCGCAAAGACUGCCAUUGCAUUGAUGCCGAUUAUUUAUUGGAUGAGCUUGGCAAUAUAAAGAAGAAAAUUGGAAAAUGGCAAAAUGGCUUAGAAGUUGGAUAUAACGGUUCAACACAGGCUAAUGGAAUGGUUCGCAGAAGCAUAGCAGAUGCAUUGGGUGAUGAUGAAGCUGAUGUUGUGAUUUCCCAUGAACUAGGAAACGGAGGGAAUUUUGUUGAAGGCGAGGAAGGCAUGGCUUCUUUUAUAGUCAGUGAGGUUGACAAGAAAGGAAAUUCUGAAAAUUCUGAAAUUUUCAUGCAAGAGCAGUCGGGAAAGGUUUCUAAAAAAAAGAGAAGUCUUUCUCUCAGUGAUGAGUGGGACACGAAAUUCACAGAACUCUAUGAAAAAUUUAAAGAUGAUCAGAACUGUAGUCAUCUUAUUGCGGAAUCCCUAAAUGCUGAUGGUAAAGUUUCAGCUGCUCAAAUUUCCAACAAGCUUAAGCAACUAGGCUUCAAAGUUCCAUCAAAGAAAAGGGUGCGCCAUACUGGUGAACCUUUUGCUGCUGGUCCUGAUGAACCUCAAGAAGGGCAAAAUGCUAUUGAAACUGAAAAUGAUGUUCACAACUCAAAUGAAUUAGAAGGAAGUCUUACGAGGCAAUCUUUGAGCAACAGAAAAAGAAUACGUGCCUUCAACAGUGAUCAAGAGGCUAUGAUUAAAGUUUUAUUUGAACGCAGAUAUAAAGAUCAUAAGAGGUGUAGCUACAUGAUUGCAAAUGCAUUGGAUGGUGAGAAAAGGUUCACCACUGCACAGGUCUCCCGUAAACUCAAGCAACUUGGUUUGCUUCCUCCUCAACAGAAGAGGUCUGAAGCUCAAAUGCACUUGAGAGAUGAAGAACUUAAUGACUCUUCUUUAGUUGAAGCACACGAUUCUGAUGAAGAAACAUUGCUAUCACUGAAAAAUAGGCACAAAAGCAAUGAUGGUGGCAGCAGGUUGUUUGGUAAGGGACCGCAAGGAAAAGAUGUGCAAGGAAAACCAUCAGAUGCUUCUGAUGAUGAAACCUUAAGCUCUGUAUUCAAGCGCAAAAGCAAUGAUGGCGGUAGCAGGUUGUUUGGUGAGGGAUCACAAGAAAAAGACAUGCAAGGAAUUUUGUCAGAUGAUUCUGAUGAUGAAACCUUAGGCUUUGUUUUCAAGAAAUCUAGGAAGCUCCAUUCAAAGCCAAAGGAUGACAGGCUGGAAACAACACAGACCGAGAGGACAAAUGAAGAUGUCAGAAAUAGUGGUAGAAAAGGUGACACAAGAAGGGAUGGUUGUAAUCAGUCUGGUGAAAUAGAUUUUGUGGAAACCAAUCAAGAUAUCUCUAUUAAGCAUGCCAACCAGGAAGGGACUUCAGUUUCUGAAACGAAUGGCUCUCAUAUUUCAAGUUUUUCACCUGUCACUGUAAGUAAUGCUGAUGAUGAGUUGGCAGAUUCAGACGAUGAUGUUGCUGCCAGUGAAAUGCAGAGUAAUGCUGUAAGUAGAAGGAAGCUGAGGAUGGUAAUUGAUCUUGAGGAUGAUGACUAAGAUGGAGACAUGAUCAGGAAAAGAGAAAAUAAAGAGAGGAGGGCAGUUGCCAGCAAACAGGAAGACAGGAUGGCCUCAACUCUACUAACAAGUCAGCAACAGGAGAAAGGGAUACGUGACACAACAUUAGAGGAAAAGAAGAAAAGAUUAGUUGAAGAAAGGGAGAAAAACGGAGCAGGUGGGAGUGCAGAGGGGAGGGAAGAAAAAUUAGGAAUGCUGGAGGGAGAGUGCCAGCCUCUCGGAAGCUGAGCAAGGGGGAUGCUGGUUUACUGCAUUUUGUGUCUUUUUGUGAAUUUUGGAAACCCAGUCUGACUGUAUUUGUGCUUGUGUUAUUGUGGGAACCUGUUCCAGUUCUGUACUUCUGUAAUUAUCAAUUGUAUUAGUUGGGAAAUAGUCAUUGUAUUGAUGAAAGAAUAUUGUAAUUAAAUUGAUGAAUCAAUCAAUACAAUACGAAUUUUCUGCUCAA